Molecule: messenger RNA, 732 nt
Organism: Mollisia scopiformis
Lineage: Eukaryota; Fungi; Ascomycota; Leotiomycetes; Helotiales; Mollisiaceae
Product: MED7-domain-containing protein
Exons: 3
Coding region: 1-732 (243 amino acids)
Biological process (GO): regulation of transcription by RNA polymerase II
Cellular component (GO): mediator complex; core mediator complex
Molecular function (GO): transcription coregulator activity
Source: RefSeq, a predicted model, not a curated record
AUGGAAGAACAACAAGCUGCACCGGCUCUUGCGACAGCCUUUCCUGCUCCUCCUCCAUACUGGCAGUCAUUCACGUCAGAGAAUCUGGACCGCCUAGCAGAGCUUCGUGCCGCUCAGAACCCGGCAAAAAGAACCUACGACCCAUCUACUGAGCUGCCUCUGCGCAUUUUGGAUCUUCCAGCUGAGCUACGAUGGCUCCAGCCACCGGUACAGCCCCAAGAGGGGAAAUAUAAGUGUUUCGGUGAUUCCUAUAACCUCCAGGAUCCGCUUCCCUCCCUUGUGGAGAUGGGCAUAGAGCAACUGUACACACCUCCUGAUUCACCAACUAUCAGCGGCGUUGAGAAACAUACCGAUCGUGCGUUCAUUCUCAAAAAACUCAUCAAAUCUCUGAUCUUGAACUACCUGGAAUUGGUGGGAGUCUUGAGUGUCAAUGCGGAGCAUUAUGUUGAAAAGACCACCGACCUCAACACUCUAUUCACAAACUUCUACCAUCUCCUAAACGAAUACCGGCCCCACCAGGCAAGGGAGAGUUUGAUUCUCAUGAUGCAAGACCAACUGGACAGAUGUCGCGCAGAAACACAGGGGAUAAGGGACAUGAAAGCAAAAGUGGAGGGCAUUCUGGAGGGUUUAGGCCAGGCAAAACUGGCCGAUAUUGGAGAGGCAGACACCACGAGCAAGGAGGAUUCGGAAGGAAAGGAAGUUUGGGACGAGUUGGCAAGGGAGUUCAAUUGA